Messenger RNA from Erinaceus europaeus (western European hedgehog), 946 nucleotides. It is a transcript of the gene ESRRG, whose product is annotated as estrogen related receptor gamma. The transcript is spliced from 5 exons. NCBI's taxonomy places the organism in Eukaryota, Metazoa, Chordata, Mammalia, Eulipotyphla, Erinaceidae. The coding region runs from base 84 to 905 and encodes 273 amino acids. The record is from RefSeq and is a predicted model, not a curated record.
GUAACAUAGAAUACAGCUGCCCCGCCACGAACGAAUGUGAAAUCACCAAGCGCAGACGCAAGUCCUGCCAGGCCUGCCGCUUCAUGAAGUGCUUGAAAGUCGGCAUGCUGAAGGAAGGGGUGCGCCUGGACAGAGUACGCGGAGGCCGGCAGAAGUACAAGCGCAGAAUAGAUGCAGAGAACAGCCCCUACCUGAACCCUCAGCUGGUGCAGCCAGCCAAAAAGCCAUAUAACAAGAUCGUCUCCCAUUUGUUGGUGGCGGAACCAGAGAAGAUCUAUGCCAUGCCGGAUCCCACUGUCCCUGACAGUGACAUCAAAGCCCUCACUACACUGUGCGACUUGGCCGACCGGGAGCUGGUGGUGAUCAUUGGAUGGGCCAAGCAUAUCCCAGGCUUCUCCACGCUGUCCCUGGCAGACCAGAUGAGCCUUCUACAGAGUGCUUGGAUGGAAAUUUUGAUCCUUGGUGUCGUAUACCGCUCUCUUUCCUUUGAGGAUGAACUUGUGUAUGCAGACGAUUAUAUAAUGGAUGAAGACCAGUCCAAAUUAGCAGGUCUUCUUGACCUAAAUAAUGCUAUCCUGCAGCUGGUCAAGAAAUACAAGAGCAUGAAGCUGGAGAAGGAAGAAUUUGUUACCCUCAAAGCGAUAGCUCUUGCUAAUUCAGACUCCAUGCACAUAGAGGACGUGGAGGCCGUGCAGAAGCUCCAGGACGUCUUACACGAGGCCCUGCAGGAUUACGAGGCGGGCCAGCACAUGGAAGACCCUCGCCGGGCUGGGAAGAUGCUGAUGACGCUGCCCUUGCUGCGGCAGACCUCCACCAAGGCCGUGCAGCACUUCUACAACAUCAAACUGGAAGGCAAGGUCCCCAUGCACAAACUUUUUUUGGAAAUGCUGGAGGCCAAGGUCUGACUAAGAGCCACCCGGACCCUCCUCUCCUGCACGCCGACAAA